This is a messenger RNA of Thamnophis sirtalis, 1537 nucleotides long. The record is from RefSeq and is a predicted model, not a curated record. NCBI's taxonomy places the organism in Eukaryota, Metazoa, Chordata, Lepidosauria, Squamata, Natricidae.
GACUCUGUUUGGAAACAAGAUCAAGUCUGUGGCCAAGGAGGCGUUCUCCGGCUUGGAGGCCCUGGAACACCUGAACCUUGGGAAUAAUGCCAUACGGUCUAUUCAAGAGGAUGCCUUUACAAAGCUGAAAAACCUGAAAGAUCUCCGCAUCAACAGUGAGAGCUUCCUCUGUGAUUGUCAGCUCAAGUGGUUGCCACUUUGGUUAACCAAGAAAAAACAACAGCUGUUUGUGGAAGCCACCUGUGCCCACCCGGAAUCAUUAAAGGGCAAAAAUAUUCUUGAAGUGGUCCCGGAAAGUUUUGUAUGUGACGAUUUCCCCAAACCCAAAAUUAUUGUUGAACCAGAAACCACCAUCGCUGUCCUGGGCAAAGACAUUCGCCUGACGUGCUCUGCAGCCAGUAGCAGCAGCUCUCCCAUGACGUUUGCCUGGAAGAAGGACAGUGAGAUUCUGCACCAUGCCGAGAUGGAGAACUUUGCCCACGUCCGAGCCAGGGAUGGGGUGGUGAUAGAGUACACUACCAUUCUGCACCUGCGCCAUGUCACUUUUUCCCACGAGGGACGCUACCAGUGCAUCAUUACCAAUCAUUUUGGCUCUACCUAUUCUCAGAAAGCUCAGCUUACUGUUAAUGUGCUGCCGUCUUUCCUCAAAACUCCCUAUGACAUCGCAGCCCGUACUGGAACAACUGCUCGGUUGGAAUGUGCUGCUCGCGGGCAUCCUCUUCCGCAGAUUGCUUGGCAGAAGGACGGAGGAACAGACUUCCCUGCAGCUCGAGAGCGUCGCAUGCACGUCAUGCCCGACGACGAUGUCUUUUUCAUCACCGAUGUGAAGAUAGACGACAUGGGCGUUUACAGCUGCACCGCUCAGAACUCUGCAGGUUCUGUGUCAGCCAAUGCCACCCUGACCGUGCUGGAGACUCCAAGUUUGGCUCAUCCAUUGGAAGACCGUGUUGUGUCUGUUGGUGAAACUGUGGUCCUGCAAUGCAAAGCAACUGGAAGUCCACCGCCACGUAUUAACUGGUUGAAGGGCGACCAUUCUCUGACUGUGACCGAUAGGCAUCACUUUACUCCAGGCAACCAGCUGCUUAUUGUCCGCAACGUUGUGUUAGAAGAUGCUGGGAAGUACACAUGUGAAAUCUCAAAUACGGUUGGAACAGAACGAGCCCACAGCCAAGUGAGCGUAUUGCCUUCAAUUGGCUGCCGGAAAGAUGGAACCACAUUUGGAAUCAUGACUAUUGCUGUAGUCUGUAGCAUUGUCUUAACGUCUCUGGUUUGGGUGUGUAUCAUCUAUCAGACCAGAAAGAAGAGUGAAGAAUACAGUGUCACAAACACAGAUGAGACUAUUGUACCGCCUGACGUGCCAAGCUAUCUGUCCUCCCAGGGAACACUUUCAGACCGACAAGAAAUAGUUGGGAGAGUAGAAAACGGCCAGCAGCCCAAUGGUCAAAUCCAGAGCAAUGGUAGGUUUUGGGGGGAAAAAACAUUGCUGUAUCUAUCCUUGUCCAAAGAUGCAAAUGAUUCUAACCGAAUUGAAGAUUAA